UCGGAAGGGGCGUGUGGCUGAUCGAGUCAGCGCUGCCGGAGCCUCUCAGCCCGCAUUUCCAUCAGCAGCAGUAGCAGCACAGAGCGGUGACGCGCCGAGCAUACAGAGGGGAUAAACUUACACAUACAAACACAUUGACGAGGACUAGUGGGCUGCUAUCUCGUGGCUGUUUCUUUUUUGACGAGGACUUCUAGUUGGUGACUAUCUCUAGCCUAUCGUUUAUUUAUUUUUUUCCCCGGUCAACCUUUGGAAGUGACUGUUCUUCUCCUCCCGAUCCAUGCUCAAAGUGUUGAUAAGCGGGGAUAUCGGCGGAUAUCACGUUGAUUAAAAGAACGAGAGAGAUAGAGAGAGCGAGAGUGAGGACUGGAGAGACAGCGCAGCGGAGCUGUAACGCGGAGAGAGGAGCGAGUUUUUCAGUGGCAUCGGCAGUGCGCCUUUUGUUGGGACUCGGGACCGUAUGGUGCAGUUUUUAGCACCGAGGUGAAGACGGUUCAAACACCGCGAAGGACAUACCUGUGUGCUGCUAUUAGUCGCUCCGGAGGACCGCUUGUGGUUGUACCCAAAGAACACGGAUAUAGGAACGCGCUCCCUCCACGCAGGGGAGAGAGAGAGGGAGAGAGUGAGAGAGGGCUGAGGGUUGCCGAGUACAACCCGAGAGGUCUGGGAGUCCUCAACACGCAGGUGAUCGCAGUUUCUUGACCCGUGCGCAUCGAUCCACGGAUUAACUCGUCUUGGAUCAUCGACCGCCUUUCUGGAGUAGGCGACGGACGGAUUGGGGUUGUUUGGUUUCUUUAUUUUCUAGAGUUGGGGUCGUCUUCUCCUGGGAGGAUAUGGCAACACUAAAAGCAUCGGCCAGAGACACGGGGGUUGGCAGCGAGGGGAAGCAGUAGCUGAUGACAGGAUGCGAGCAGCGACCUGAGAGUCACUCACAGCAGUUCCCACCCUGGUUCAAGACACUUCUGUUUUCUUUUGCGUGCGGUGAUUUCCGCCUCAUGACGCUGACUAUACCGAGACUGAAGAACACUGCCCGACACCUCUGAGGAGUUUCAUUCACGUUUUUCUUUUUGUUGCUGUUGCAUGUUUUUUCCAGUAUUUUUUAUAUCUUUUUUUGUGACUCAACAAGGAUGUAUUGUGGAUUAGACUUUAUCCUUCUAUUGGGAUUCGUCUUGGCUGUCAGGGCUUUCAAAAACGAUAAAUGUGGAGACAACAUCAGAAUCACAAAGGCAAACUACCUCACCUCGCCUGGCUACCCGGCGUCAUACUCUCCCUCACAUAAAUGUGUGUGGGUGAUAACGGCGCCUGGGCCUCACCAGCGGAUCCUAAUCAACUUCAAUCCACAUUUUGAUCUGGAGGACCGGGAGUGCAAGUACGACUAUGUCGAGGUUCGGGACGGCGUGGACGAGAGCGGUCAGCUGGUGGGCAAGUACUGCGGGAAGAUCGCCCCGUCUCCGGUCAUCUCCUCGGGGAACCAGCUCUUCAUCAAGUUCGUGUCCGACUAUGAGACCCACGGCGCCGGCUUCUCCAUCCGCUAUGAGAUCUUCAAGACGGGUCCGGAAUGUUCCAGGAACUUCACGUCCAACAGCGGCGUCAUCAAGUCCCCCGGCUUCCCGGAGAAGUACCCCAACAACCUGGACUGCACCUUCAUGAUCUUCGCGCCCAAGAUGUCGGAGAUCGUGGUGGAGUUCGAGAGCUUUGAGCUGGAGCCCGACACUACGCCACCCACCGGCGUUUUCUGCCGCUACGACCGUCUGGAAAUCUGGGACGGGUUCCCCGGAGUGGGGCCCUACGUCGGGCGGUACUGCGGGCAGAACAUGCCGGGCCGGAUCAUCUCCUACACGGGCAUCCUGGCGCUGACCAUCUUCACAGACAGCGCCAUCGCCAAGGAGGGCUUCUCCGCCAACUUCACCGUCAUCGAAAGGACGGUGCCCGAGGACUUUGACUGUACGGACCCCCUGGGACUGGAGUCGGGGGAGAUCCCGUCGGACCAGAUUGUGGCCUCGUCGCAGUACAACCCCAGCUGGUCCCCGGAGAGAUCCCGACUCAACUACUACGAGAACGCCUGGACGCCCGCCGAGGACUCCAACAAGGAGUGGAUCCAGGUGGACCUGGGGUUCCUGAGGUUUGUGUCGGCCAUCGGCACGCAGGGCGCCGUCUCCCAGGAGACCAAGAAGACGUAUUACGUCAAGUCCUACAAGGUAGAUGUCAGCUCCAACGGAGAGGACUGGAUCACGCUGAAGGAGGGCUCCAAGCAGAAGGUUUUCCAAGGCAACACCAACCCGAAGGAGGUUGCCAGGGCGAUGCUGCCAAAGCCCACGCUGACUCGCUACCUGCGCAUACGCCCUGUUGCCUGGGAGACGGGAAUCGCACUGCGCUUCGAGGUGUACGGCUGUAAGAUAUCAGAGUACCCGUGUUCGGGCAUGCUUGGCAUGGUGUCCGGCCUGAUCAACGACGCCCAGAUCACGGCCUCGUCGCAUACAGACCGCAGCUGGUCUCCGGAGAACUCGCGGCUCCUGACCAGCCGGUCGGGCUGGACGCUGCUGCCCCAGCCCCAGCCCUUCGCCAACGAGUGGCUGCAGGUGGACCUGGGCCAGGAGAAGCUGCUGCGAGGCCUGGUCAUCCAGGGGGGGAAGCACCGCGACAACAAGGUGUUCAUGAAGAAGUUCCGCCUAGGCCACAGCAACAACGGCUCCCACUUCAGCAUGCUGAUGGACGACAGCGGCAGCAGGCCCAAGAUCUUCGAGGGGAACAUGAACUACGACACCCCAGAGCUGCGGACCCUGGAGCCCCUGCUGACGCGCUACAUCCGGGUGUACCCGGAGAGGGCCGCCCCCGCUGGCAUGGGCCUCCGCCUCGAGAUCCUGGGCUGUGAGAUCGAAGCUCCCACCAUCCCCCCCACCACGCAGCCCCCCAGCGCCCCGCCGGCGGACGAGUGUGAAGACGGCCGGGCCAGCUGCCACAGCAGCACAGGUGAUGACUACGACCCCACAGAUGGCACCACGACCCCGGAGACCACCACUGCCGAGCUGGACACCGUUCCAGCCUUCCUGUGGUUCGCCUGUGACUUCGGCUGGGCCAGCGACCCCUCCUUCUGCAGCUGGACGUCCGAGGACACAGGAUCCAGGUGGCAGAUCCAGUCCAGCGGAACCCCCACCCUCAACACCGGCCCAAACAUGGACCACACAGGGGGCUCCGGUAACUUCAUCUACACGCUGGCCACCGGCCACCAGGAGACGGCGGUGGCGCGUCUGGUCAGCCCCAUGGUGAGCUCCCCCGACGCCGACCUCUGCGUCUCCUUCUGGUACCACAUGUUCGGCCCGCGCAUCGGCAUGCUGCACCUGAAGCAGCGCAAGCAGACCCCCGAAGGGCCCGCCGACGUCGUGCUGUGGACCGUCAGCGGUCACCAGGGCAACCGCUGGAGGGAAGGCCGCAUUCUCAUCCCGCACUCCAACAAACCCUACCAGGUGGUGAUUGAGGGGCUGGUGGAGAGGAAGAGCUGGGGAGACAUCGCUGUGGACGACAUAAAGAUUCUGGACGGCAUCAGCAUGGCCGAAUGCCACGAUCCGUUUGUGCCCACGGAGCCAAUGUUGCCGGAAGAUCGACUCAAUAAAAUCAUCGAGGAGACCACCGACUACCCGGACCUGGUGGUGAGCAACGAGAUCAGCGGGCCGGGCAACAUGCUGAAGACCCUGGACCCCAUCCUCAUCACCAUCAUCGCCAUGUCCGCCCUGGGCGUCUUCCUGGGCGCCAUCUGUGGCGUGGUGCUGUACUGCGCCUGCUCGCACGGCGCCAUGUCGGACCGCAACCUCUCGGCGCUGGAGAACUACAACUUUGAGCUGGUGGACGGCGUGAAGCUAAAGAAGGACAAGCUCAACGUACAGAACUCGUACUCGGAGGCGUGAGGAGAUGGAGGAGGAGAUGGAGGAGGAGGAGGAGGAGGAGAAGGAGGAGGAGGAAGAGUGUUUUUUGUGUGGCAGGGAGGACGCGCAGUGCCGAGCGCCAAUCUCCAAGAUUGUAGCGCGAGACUGAAGGCAUACUCUCUCCCCGUAUAUAUAUAGCUAUCUAUAUCAGUGAGUGGCCGGGCUAAAGGGACUGCCAGUGUUGCUAGCUCACUGGAUGAUUGACAGGUUCAGGAACCAACGGGAAGUUCAGACUGAUCCACGCUUUUCUCAGGAGCAACAGUAAAAUAAAAAAGAACCUACCAGUAGGGGGCACUGUGUACAAAUCAAAUACAAGAAAAAAAAAACUAUGUACAGAUGAUUUAGAAGAUGAUAUUUUAAUUUUGUAUUUUGAUUUUCAUUCACUUUUACAAUCGGAUGCUGGUGUUGAGACCAAUUUAUUAUAAUGUUUAAAGUAUUUAUCGUUGGGAGGAAACCAGUUUUUUUUGCUUUUGUUUUUGUACGAUCAGUUCUAGGAAGGUCUGUUUGUUUGUUUCCAUGGUUUUAAAGAGACGUGUCGAAAUCCUAAUUGAUGAACCAUACCUUUGCUAUAUCUGUGGAGUUACACCAUGGCAUACAGGGUUUGUCCAACCUAUUACGCCCUCUGCACCUCUUUCUAUGAGCGCCCCCACCCCAACCCCCAUACACACCCAAACCAACACCCACCCUUGUCAUUGCCACCCCCUUUCCCUCCAAAGUGAGGGCCCAACCUGAAAACAGAGUAUGGUUCUGACAGUGCCUUUAGUACAUCAUUGUUGGCGUCAUCUAUAAGCGUUUGUUUUCUUUGUUUCCUUCUUUUUUUGUAUUUCAUCCGCACCUCACUUAAGUUAUGAUUAAAAUGAAAAUGAGAGGGCCACGUUCUCUCUCAAGAAGGAUUCCCCCUAUGGGGUCCAAUCUGCUUUCGUUCAUUUUGUUCUGUUCGGUUCCGUUCACCUUUUGUUUGUUCUUCUGUUAAAAAAAACCCAUGUUCUGUAAAUAUGUUUUAAUAUAUUACAUUACCUUUUUCUUUUUUUUUUACAAGAAAGUAAAAAAAGAAAAAAAA
Gadus morhua (Atlantic cod) is the source of this 4977-nucleotide messenger RNA. RefSeq names its product neuropilin 1a (gene nrp1a). Gene Ontology annotation, cellular component: focal adhesion; axon; plasma membrane. The transcript is spliced from 18 exons. The record is from RefSeq and is a predicted model, not a curated record. Gene Ontology annotation, molecular function: vascular endothelial growth factor binding; vascular endothelial growth factor receptor activity; semaphorin receptor activity. NCBI's taxonomy places the organism in Eukaryota, Metazoa, Chordata, Actinopteri, Gadiformes, Gadidae. Gene Ontology annotation, biological process: regulation of vascular endothelial growth factor receptor signaling pathway; neural crest cell migration; vascular endothelial growth factor signaling pathway. The coding region runs from base 1125 to 3899 and encodes 924 amino acids.